AUGAGCGAGAGCGGUGUUUGCAGAGAACGGAUAGCUAGGGCUGAGGCCGGCAGGUCCUUCCCACGCCGGGCGCAAGAGAACCACCGCAGCCAGGCCCCCGCUUCAGCAUGCAGGCAGAGAGCGCGAGGCCAGGAGUUGGGAGGAGAGAGCGCGCCGCCCUUGAGUCGCUGUUUCUCCCUUCCCCGGCUUCCUCCCUGGGCUGGCUCCGCUCCGCUGACCCUGUAUGCGGGUCCCCAGUCGGCCGAGACCACGCUGGGCUUCCCGGACCGCGGCCCACGGCUCGCCCGCCCGGCAGCCGCGGGGGUGCUUGCGUCCUCAGUCCCGGGGCCGCCCCGCCGCCUGCGCGCUAGCAUUGGCCACGGCGGCUUUUCCACCGAGCGCUGCAGAUCAAGUCCACAGAGCGGUGUGCCUCCUGGCCCCGGAGCAGCGGCCGCCGGGGGCCUCCAGGUAGAGAAACGCUGGAGCCUAACCUGGGCACGGCGGGGCCCCGGGCCUCCGAAAACCGACCGAGCGGGGAUGCUCCAGUCUGUCCUGCGGAGGCCGCGAUGCGGGCACUGUUGCUUGGUCUCCGGCAGGCUCAACCCGCUCUCUUCCAAAGAGCUGGGCCGCCGGCCCCACACAGGCCGCCUGCUGGAACUCAGAGGAGAAAAAGCCAGAUGUGAAUGAGAAAGGGCAACAAUUCUUUAAGAAAAUGCUUUUAAUACAGCCUCAAUUAUUCAAAUUUAGAAAUCAAGCAAGGUGAAAAUAACCACUAAAUAAAGCAAAAUAAAACCUUGGAAGCA
This is a messenger RNA of Leopardus geoffroyi (Geoffroy's cat), 782 nucleotides long. RefSeq lists its product as uncharacterized. Lineage: Eukaryota; Metazoa; Chordata; Mammalia; Carnivora; Felidae. The record is from RefSeq and is a predicted model, not a curated record. Bases 1 to 666 code for a protein of 221 amino acids. The transcript has 3 exons.